Branchiostoma belcheri (Belcher's lancelet) is the source of this 3975-nucleotide messenger RNA. RefSeq lists its product as uncharacterized. Gene Ontology annotation, molecular function: protein binding. The record is from RefSeq and is a predicted model, not a curated record. The coding region runs from base 19 to 3975 and encodes 1318 amino acids. The transcript has 2 exons. NCBI's taxonomy places the organism in Eukaryota, Metazoa, Chordata, Leptocardii, Amphioxiformes, Branchiostomatidae.
UCUAGGUGAACCGCCGCUAUGUCUGGGGGCUACUAUAGCGUCCGGCAGUACAGUGAGUAUAGUGACGAAUACGAUGACAGUGAUGAUGAAGAUAGUGAUGAUUAUGACAGUGACGAUGAUGACUAUGACUCUGACUCCGAUGACGUGUACGUCACCAGGACAAUCAGAUCUAGAACAUUAGCAGACGGUUCCCGUCACUUUACAAACCAAGCCCAAUUAUCCGAGCUCCUUGCUGAACUUGGCAGCCAGCGGAAGACCGGAGAAUUCCUUGAUGUGGUGGUACAAGUCGAGGGUAGAGAGUUCCCCUGUCACCGGGCUGUGUUGGCAUCCUCGCCGUACUUCAAAGCCAUGCUGUCCUCGAACCUUGCUGAAAGUAGUUCAAGAGUCAUACAGCUGCGUGAGAUUGACUCCAACAGCUUCUCAAAGAUCCUGGACUUUUUGUAUACCGGGAAAAUCCGCAUCGGUAAAGACGACAUCCAGGACAUUCUGAAGACGGCGCACAUGCUACAGUUGGACAAGAUUGUGGAGUUUUGCUCUGGGUUCCUCCAAGAUUACCUCUGCCCGUCCAACUGUCUGGGUGUAAUACGCCUGGCAGAGCUGUAUGGAUUUUCUCUCUUGAAGACAAGAGCAAGGAACAUGGCAUUGUCAAAAUUCCCCGAUGUCUCACAAGACGAGGAGUUCCUUACCCUUUCGGUGCAAGAACUUGCAGAUCUACUUGGAGACAAAGAUCUGAUUGUAAAAAAUGAAGAGGACAUUGUCCAUUCUGUACUCAGAUGGCUCGACCAUGACCCUGAGAAGCCCAGAACAGGAAUCCUAGAAGUUAUACAAGAGAUCCAUCUGUCUUGUGUGAGAGUCAGCGUGCUACAGCAGCUGGAGUCUCACCCUGUGAUACAUGAGUCCACAGAAUGCCUGGCAAAAAUCACAGCGGCUAAGGAGAAACAUAUUUUAGGUACCAAGGUAGAGGGAGAGGAUGUAAGUUGUCCUAGACGCCGUGACAACCUUGCAAUCAUAGUUGGUGGUUGGAAGGCAGUCAGUGCACACCCGACACCCCUGCAAAGAUUAAUUUGCUUUGAUCCAGACCGUAAGAAGGAAUUCUACCACAUCACUACCCUCCCCACACCUGUCUCUGGCUACAUGAGCGUGGCAAGUGCAGGGAGACACCUGUACGUGACAGGUGGGCGGGUUCAUCCUCUACUCGGCCAGGGUCCCCAUUCUGCUCCAUCCAGGCAGGCCUAUCGGUACGAUUUCCCUUCGGACGCCUGGCUGAAGCUACCCGACAUGCCUCGCGGCAGAGCAGGGCAUCAAUCGGUUGUUGUUGACGGGAAACUCUUUGUGGUUGGCGGCGACACUGAUCAUGAGAUGACAUCUUCAAUGACGAUAGAUUGCUAUGAUCCUGAAGAAGGGGCUUGGAUAAAGGACUGUGUUGGCCCGCCAUUUGCUACUGUGCUGCCGAAAUUACUCACUUCAUCGAGCUUGACAGUAACAGCCCAUGGGGACAGAAUUGUAUUCAUCAGUUUGUCAAAGAUCGUCAAUAUGUCCCAGUCCCAGCGAGGGGGACAACGAAAACUCUGCAUCCAUGCAUUUGAUGUGACAACCAACGAUGUAAAGUAUGCCGAUAUCCUGGUGGGUAACCCAGAUUUAGAGGACGUGAUUCGUGCAACACCUGUCAAUGACAAGCUAUACAUCCUUGUUGAUAUAGAUAGAUUUGACUGUCUAUAUAUCUUUAAUGUCAAAGAGGAGACCCUAACUUGGGGGGAUCGACGAGAUUGGAUAGAGAAAGUCCUUCGCACUGAAAGGAAGACCAGCUACUGCAACAUGGAUGUACCGAAGGGCGUAAUGAAUACCAUUACCAGUUACAUAUGGUCAGACUCAGACACCAUUGGUAUUGGAAUCGACACAUCCCUUCCGUUUCCCAUAUUUGGCCACAGCUUCCUCCAGACCAAGAAGAGCCGUGUCGGGUGGUACUGCCGGGACCUUGCAGCACUGAAGAGAGAUGACGAGAGCACCAUGUCCGGGGGCUACUAUGACGAAAAUGGCUUCUGGCAGUACAGGUAUAGUAACGAUGGCUAUGAGAGUUACGAUGAUGAUGACUAUGACCCCGACAACUUGUACGAAGGAGUGACAGACCGAACAUUAGAAGACGGUUCCCGUCACUUUGCAAACGAAGCCCAAGGACCCGAGCUUCUUGAUGAACUUGUAAGCCAAUGGAAGAACGGAGAAUUCCUUGAUGUGGUGGUACAAGUCCAGGGUAGGGAGUUUCCCUGUCACCGGGCUGUGUUGGCAUCCGUGCCAUACUUCAAAGCCAUGCUGUUGUCCAACCUCUCUGAAAGUAGUUCAAACGUCAUACAGCUGCGUGAGAUAGACUCCACCAGCUUCUCCAAGAUUUUAAAUUUCCUGUAUACCGGGGAAAUUAGCAUUGGUAAAGAUAAUGUCCAGGACAUUCUUAAGGUGGCACACAUGCUACAAUUAGACAAGAUUCUGAAGCACUGUCGCUUAUUCAUCCAAUACAACCUCUGCCUUUCCAACUGUCUGGGCAUCAUGCGCCUGGCAAACCUGUAUGGUCUUUCUUUUCUGAGGAAGAGAGCGAGGAACAUGGCAUUGUCAGACUUCCAAGAAGUCACACAGGAUGAGGAGUUCCUUACGCUUUCGGUGCAAGAACUUGCAGACCUACUUGGAGACAAAGAUCUGAGGGUAAAAAAUGAAGAGGACAUUGUCCAUUCUGUACUCAGAUGGCUCGACCAUGUCCCUGAGAAGCCUAAAACAGGAAUCCUAGAAGUUAUACAAGAGAUCCGUUUGUCUUGCGCGAGGGUCAGCGUGCUACAGCAGCUGGAGUCUCACCCUGUGAUACGUGAGUCCGCAGAAUGCCUGGCAAAAAUCACUGCAGCUAAGGAGAAACAUAUUUUUGGUACACGGUUAGAGGGAGAGGAUGUAAGUUGUCCUAGACGCCCUGACAGCCGCUGGCAUGAUAACCUGGCAAUCAUAGUUGGUGGUUGGAAGGCAGUCAGUGCACAGCCGACACCCCUGCAAAGCAUAAUUUGCUUUGAUCCAAACCCUAGUAAGGAAUACUACCACAUCACUACCCUCCCAACCAAUGUCUCCGGCUACAUGAGCGUGGCGAGUACAGGGAGACACCUGUACGUGACAGGUGGGCGGGUCCAUCCUCUACUCGGCCAGGGUCCUCAUUCUGCUCCAUCCAGGCAGGCCUUUCGGUACGAUUUCCCUUCGGACACUUGGCUGAGGCUGCCCGACAUGCCUCGUGGUAGGGCAGGGCAUCAGUCAGUGGUCGUUGACGGGAAAAUCUUCCUUGUCGGCGGUGACACUGAGACGAUGUCUGUGGCAGUGACCAUAGAUUGCUAUGAUCCUGAAGAAGGGGCUUGGAUAAAGGACUGUGUGGGCCCGCCAUUUGCAACUGUGCUGCCGAAAUUACUCACUUCACCGAGCUUGACAGUAACAGUCCAUGGGGACAGAAUUGUAUUCAUCAGUUUGUCAAAGAUCGUCGAUAUGUCCCAGUCCCAGCGAAAGAGACAACGAAAACUCUGCAUCCAUGCAUUCGAUGUGAAAACCAACGAUGUAAAGUAUGCCAAUAUCCUGGUGGGUAACCCAGAUUUAGAGGACGUGAUUCGUGCAACACCUGUCAAUGACAAGCUAUACAUCCUUGUUGAUCAAAAUAGAUUUGACUGUCUAUAUAUCUUUAAUGUUGAAGAGGAGACCCUAACUGCGGGUGAUCGACGAGAUUGGAUAGAGAAAGUCCUUCGCGCAGAAAGGAAGCCCAGCUACCGCAACACGAAUGUACCCGAGGGCGUAGUGAAUACCAUUACCGACUACAUGUGGUCAGAUACCAUGGGUUUUGGAUUCGACAAACCCCUUCCCUUUGCCUUACUCGGCCAGAGCUUCCUCCACACCAAGAAGAGCACUGUCGGGUGGUACUGCCGGGACCUUGCAGCACUGGGGAAAGAGGACGAGCAAGAGAAUUGA